AUGUCUACCAGCAAGUACGCCAAUCUGCCAGACGUGGAUACGUCUGCAGCAGACAUUUUUGAGACAGAGGACGUGGCCUAUACCGCUAGCAAUAAUCAGGACGCCUACGACUCUGAUGACUCUUUGUCCAGAUUGAACAUGCUCAACGCUGCAAGCGGAACGGGACUAAACAAGGAUCUCAGGUCUGGUCCGGUCGAGAACAUCGAUGCUAGUUCUCUGCCACCGAGGAGAGAAGCGGGAAAGGUAUUUGGGAAGCGGAGCAAGGGUCUCGGCGAUAAUGCCUCAACUUAUACCUUUCGACCAAGGCUACCAGCGCUUUAUUUGAAAGGCGAAGGCUCGUUCUCCGACUCCGACUCCGGUGAAGACAGUCUUGGCACCGGUUCGACAGCUCAGCGCACUCGUCGUUUCCGGGAAGACCCGGUCAACAAGCUUCGACGACUCAAGCUCGAAUGCCUGGAGCUUCAGAGACAGCUCGAGCACGAAGCGCAGAUCGAUGGGGACCAGAAGGAUAAGGAGGAUGGUGUAGCCGAGGGGACGGAUCCUGAGAAGGGAUACCAAGAUGGGAAAAGGAAACACCGGGCAAAGAAGCCCGACACUCAGGCAUUGUUGGCCCAGUUGCUAGAACUCCGUACGGGGCUGGACAAGACGGAGCAGGCUUCGGUACUGAGGGUGGGAAACACAGGGCUCGAUAACGAGCGGCUCAGAGCGAGGGAGGAGGCUAGCAAGGGGUUGGUAGACAGGCUCGGUGCGAAAUCCGAUACCCCAGUUGCAGGACAGGUUCAACCGGGAAAAGCAAUCGAGGUCAAGCCCAGCCCUCAGACCGAGCUGCAGGACGUCCAAGUCGCUACGGAAUUGGACAGGCGGCUGGACUUGCUGGAAAAGCGUAUCGGGGCCGGUAUCGAUACCGCUUCUGCCCCUGUGCCCAUCCUCUCUUCGCUCUCUCGCUUGGAAUCCAUCCUGACGAUGUUGUCGCAACCGGAUCAAUUGGAUGGCGUCUCCACGCGGGUCAAGCUGGUGCUGGCCGAUUUGGACAAGACUAGAGCAACGCCGAACAAUAAAAGCGGCAUUUCCACCGACAAGAAUAACGCAGACUUCAAGUUGAACCCCUCCGAUGCCCAAAAGGUCGAAGCCAUCUACACCGCCCUUCCACGCAUCGAACCCCUCGUACCUCUUCUCCCACCGCUGUUGACUCGUCUGCGGAGCCUUGCAUCAUUGCAUGCGGGCGCAUCGUCUGUCCAGUCCACCCUGACCCGGCUCGAAAUUGACACCGCCGACAUGAAGGAGACGGAUUCAGAAAUCAAAGAGGUCUUGGACAGGUUGGACGAAGGGAUCUCCAAGCAGGCCGAGGCGAUGAAGGGCAAUUGGGACAGCUUGAGCGAACGGCUCGAACUGUUGAACGAGCGGGUCGCAAAGCUUCAUGGCUGA
Filobasidium floriforme is the source of this 1425-nucleotide messenger RNA. Its product is annotated as Dynamitin-domain-containing protein. The transcript is spliced from 5 exons. Bases 1 to 1425 code for a protein of 474 amino acids. The record is from RefSeq and is a predicted model, not a curated record. Gene Ontology annotation, cellular component: dynactin complex; cytoplasm. Lineage: Eukaryota; Fungi; Basidiomycota; Tremellomycetes; Filobasidiales; Filobasidiaceae. Gene Ontology annotation, biological process: mitotic spindle organization.